Molecule: messenger RNA, 1029 nt
Organism: Dissoconium aciculare CBS 342.82
Lineage: Eukaryota; Fungi; Ascomycota; Dothideomycetes; Mycosphaerellales; Dissoconiaceae
Exons: 2
Coding region: 1-1029 (342 amino acids)
Source: RefSeq, a predicted model, not a curated record
AUGGAGAAAUCGCAGUGGGCAGAUCCGCCUCAGCCAACCUAUUCGAUACCUCCGAGCGAGUCAUUCGCGCAGACCGGUCCUCAGCAAGAUGAUCUCUUCGAUGAUAUCAUCCCAGCCGAUGAGGCCAUGCGCCUCCGUUCAGACGAGGAUUUGUUCAACGACGAUUUCACACCAAUCCCAGAACCAGUGACGGAGCAGGUCGCGCCAACAUCUGCUUCUCAACCGCAACAGACGGCCUCUCCUGAGAUCAGAGGCCACGGAGAGAGCUCGCGAGGUCGAGGUCGUGGUCGUGGAAGAGGCCAGGCUUCGCGUGGUGCGGCCAACGGAGACGCGCGCACUCCGGCGCAAGUCCAGGCGCAGACCAAUGCACCCGAGAGUGCGCCUUCCGGUCCUCGCAAAGAAACAACAUUCGCAGUUCGAGGGGAUCGUCAGGCGACGGGUGGUGUGAAGAAGCCGAAGCUAACGGAAGAAGAACUUGCAGAAAAAUUGGCCAGCAUGCAGAUCAAAAAUGCGUCGGCGGCGGCUGCGCAUGCUCGGGCGGAGGCUGACGCGGCCGCAUUUGCGGAACGAGAACAACAGGCGAAGCAGGUUGCGGAGCUGAAGCGAAAAGAAGAGCGGCGCGAUCGGCAGCAGAUGAUGGGUGAGCGAGAAAAGAACAGGCAGCGGAAACUCAAAGCGAUGACCGGACGGGAAUGGGAUGCAGAAAAGGAAGAAGUAGACGCAAGGCCUGAUGCGCGCCGGGGCUUUGGAGGUGACAAAGACAAUUAUAGUGACGGGCGAGAGUAUAUGUACCGGGAUCCCAAAGCAGCAAAUAGAGGCAAGGAUCGAGGACCGGGGCGCGGUGGGCGUGGUGGUCUACCUGAAGCGCCAAUGCCUCCCAAGCAAGAAGAUUUCCCAGCUCUUGCGCCGCCUGUAUCCAAGGCGAAUGAGAAACCAGCGGCCUCGGCAACAACUCUUGAGAUCAACACAUUGCCUGAAGCGUCAAACGGAAAGUCAUGGGCUGAACAAGUAGAGUCACCAGCUUCAUGA